Molecule: messenger RNA, 5379 nt
Organism: Protopterus annectens (West African lungfish)
Lineage: Eukaryota; Metazoa; Chordata; Ceratodontiformes; Protopteridae
Gene: RAPGEF5
Product: Rap guanine nucleotide exchange factor 5
Exons: 32
Coding region: 336-3410 (1024 amino acids)
Biological process (GO): positive regulation of GTPase activity; Ras protein signal transduction
Cellular component (GO): plasma membrane
Molecular function (GO): guanyl-nucleotide exchange factor activity
Source: RefSeq, a predicted model, not a curated record
GAUGCAUGUAACUUUCUUCCGGCUGGGUUUAUACAACACAUCCAUGUGCUGAGACUAGAGAAAUGGGAUCCUUUCCUGUGAGAACUGAAGGCGCGGGUGCCUCGGGGAAAAUCGUGAGGAGGACGGAGUGGAAGUGGUGAGUAAUGGGUUUCCUGCACCUGUGUGGAAGAUGACCUCACUGCCUACAUGUGGAUGGGACCAUUGUGAUACAUUUGUGAUUUAUCUGGAGUGUCGGUCAAACCGAGAGCUGUACACAACGUGAAAUAAGUAUACCUGCAUAUUGGUAGGACGGUGGAAUUACUGCAUGUUACUACCACUGUACACAAUAAUGAGUAAUGAAAGCAGGCUAUAUGGAACAAGUAGUGGGGCCGGAUCCUACAGAUUAUCUAGGCGACUGCUGUAACCCCGAACCUGGAACUGUUGAUACUUUGAAGUGGGUUCGCGGAAAAGAGCAAUCGCAACAGAGGCACAAACUGAAGGAUUUACCUGGGCUGUUCAGACAAGGACUCAGUUUCCGGAGGAGAAGUACUGGCGCGGCCUUAUCAGAAGCAUUAUCUGAUCCAGUCCUUGGAAAUUCUCCCAGAAAGGCUUAUUCAGAGAACAUUUUUUGUGCUGGAAAGGUUCUCCGAGAUACUUUUUUGAGUCAGGCAUCACAUCUGAUAAAAGAACUCAGAAGCUCAGCUACCUGCAGGAAAAUGUGCGCUGGGUCUGAAAUGGUGGACUGGCUGGUAGAAAACUGUCCAUUUCUGCAGUCCAGAGUGAAAGCAACAGGGGUUUGGCAGAUUCUUCUAGAAAUGGGAAUUCUGUCACCAGCAGUAGAGAGGCGCCAUCUCUAUUUUCAAGACACUAGUGUACUGUUCCAGUUUUCAGCUGAAGGAUGUGAUCACCCAGUGUGCUCAUUUGGGACUCAGGAGUGGCAAAAAGGAGUUCAGCUUUUACUGCAGCUGGCACCACAAGUUCCAUCACGACGAAGUGCAUGUAGUCUGCCUGCAUUAAAAGUAAUAGAGGACAAGGUUGAAGUUAAUGAAGAGACACUUCAAAUCCAGGCACUUGCUCAUUUAACAGCUGCGGUGCAAAAAGAGCUAGCUGCUGUUCUUGCAGUGAAAGCAGGAAAACAUUAUGAGCCACAGGAAGAAGAAAAUUCUACCAAAGCAGAGCUGCAGUCCUCAAGGGAUAUCAUUAAGGAAACAGUGGUAUCGAAUAAGAACUGCUGUUCAUUAAGUCCUGAAACUGUGCUGAAAUCAGACAGACUGGAAUCUACAGUAACUAGUAAGAACUAUUCUUCAAGUCCUGAAACUACAUUAAAAUCAGUCAGAAGAAUGAUAAGUCGAGAAAUAGAUGAAGGAAGGUUUAUGCCACCAUAUAGAUUGCAAUCACUACCCAGGAAGUGCCACACAAAUGUUGAACACCAAAAGGAAUCUCCAGUAAUCCAGGAAAAGUCUAGUGCUGCCACCUUUGUGACCACAGUCGAACCUGUAAAAAGAAUGGAAUCGAUGCUAAUAAGGGCAAAUUGCUGUUCUCCUAGUUCUGAAAAUACAAUGGAACCAGUGAAAAGUAUGGCCAACUUAUUCUGCACGCUGCAAGAGGGAGAAGACAUCCAACGGAUAGAAUUAGUCAGGAGGCUUGCAAGAGAAAGCUGUCAGUUUCUGCAGGCAAGCAGGAAAGGGUCCCAAACAUCAGCUCAGCAGAAUGACAAGGUGCCUACCUUGCAAGAAAAAGAAGAGAACAAGGAUGUUUUGGUGCUUCAGAAUGUGCUGCCAGAAAGCCCCGCCCCCUCAGCAGGGAGUGCCAACUGUGAUUGGAGGUACAUGGUUGUGUCCGGGACCCCUGAGAAGAUUCUGGAACAUCUCCUGAAUGACUUGCACCAGGUGGAAGGACAAGGCAAAGAGACAGAUUCUCUGCUUGAUGAUUUUUUGCUCACUUACACUGUCUUCAUGUCUACAGGGGAUCUUUGCCAAGCACUACUAAGGCAUUAUUGUACCAAAAGAUAUGGAGAUAAGGAAGAUGAAUCUGAUGCCCUCUUCAGGAAGCAGAAAGUCUUACAGCUGGUAUCACAGUGGACUACGCUAUACAGGGACUGGCUAAGAGAAGAUGAACACACCAAGCUGUUUUUGAAGACCCUUUAUAGGUAUAUUCUCGAUGACCUCUAUGAGUAUCCCAGUCUAGAGAAAGAGCUAAAGGAAUUUCAAAAACUGCUUCGGAUGCAUCGUCGGCAGUGGCUGUCAGGAAUUCUUCACUGUUCAGAGAAACCGUACCUUAAAACAAGCCAUGAAGAUGAUCACACUGUGGAUGAAUACUCACCACACAGAAAGAAUAAAACUCUCUUCCACCAAUUCAGUCUGAGGGAAAGUUGGCUUCAACACAAAGGAGCUAUAACUGAAGAAGGAGAAGUUUUCUGCCACAUUUACAUAACGGACCAUUCCUAUCUGAGUAUGAAGGUAAAGCUGUCCACUUUGGUGCAGGAAGUGCUGAAGAUGGUUGCAGAAAAGCUCCAGUAUCUGGAUGAGGAGCUUGCCCUUGUGGCAGUGGAAUUCUCUGGAGAAAAACGUCUACUUCAGCCAAAUGACUGCUUCAUUUCCAAGUCUAUGGUGGAAUCUAGUCGUGUGUUCGUUUGCAGACAAGAUCUUACAGAUGUUUUGAACCUUUUUGCUGACAGUGAGGAGACUUUGUACAGGACAGUCCGAAUGCUGGGAAUAAAUGCAUGGGACUUAGCUGCUGGACUAACAGACUUUGACUGGACCCUAUUUAAUGCCAUCCAUGAGCAAGACCUGAUCUGUUACAUCUUUAGCAGCCAAAGCAGUGGAGGAAAGACUGCUAAUCUUAACCUUCUCCUUCAGCGAUGCAAUGAAGUUCAGCUCUGGGUCGCCACUGAGAUUCUGCUGUGCAAUCAGCUGUGUAAACGAGUACAGAUGGUGAAGAAGUUCAUUAAGGCUGCUGCUCACUGUAAAGCACAGCGGAAUCUUAACUCUUUCUUUGCGAUCAUUAUGGGCUUGAACACUGCAGCUGUUGGGAGACUUUCCCAGACAUGGGAGAAAAUUCCUGGGAAGUUUAGGAAGCUGUACUCUGAAUUGGAAAGUUUAACAGACCCUUCUCUAAAUCACAAAGCCUACAGGGAUGCAUUUAAGAAAAUGAAGCCUCCCAAAAUUCCUUUUGUGCCACUACUAAUAAAAGAUGUAACAUUCAUCCAUGAAGGAAACAAGACAUUUCUUGAUAACUUGGUUAAUUUUGAAAAGCUGCACAUGAUUGCAGAUACUGUCCGACUAAUAAGGCAUUGCCGAAGUGACCAGAUGCGCAUUGAAAGCACUUCGAAAGAGCAGCAAGAUGUGAAAAUGUACAUACAGCACUUACACAUCAUCGAUAGUCAGCAAAUAAUGUUUGAGCUCUCCCACAGGCUGGAACCUCGAGUAUAAAGGCCAGAGGAUAAGGACAGCAGCUCAGCAGCUGAGGAAGUCUUGGAGCUGGGUUUUCACACUCAAUAAGCACUUUUAUCCUGCACUCACUGAAGGAGACACUACUGAGUUUUAUCAGUAGUAGUUUGCAAAAAGGAUGGCCGUGCAGGCAGAGAAUUAACAAUUGUGCCGCUGAUUGCUCACCAAUCCUGUCUUCAAAAAUACAAGUGGAGAGUUUUACAGCAGAAGAGAUAUGAAGAUAAUACAGCAUGGUCUACAAGUAAUAAUCCCAAAGUCAGAUUAGCUUUGUACUUGUGGGACUAAUGAGUGUGUGAUACAGCAUGGGUUUGCUGCUGUCUUGUAUCAUGCAUGGUGCUAGCAUCCAGCAGUUGCAGAAACUUAUGGGAUAUCUCUGAAUAUCUAAUUCACAAGCUGAAAUGGCUUGUGACUAAAAUGUAAAGGGGAGUAUAUUGCUUUGCUUUCCCUACAGCAGAAUUAUUUUUCAGCCAGAAAAUACUGUAUAGUGUACUUAUUACGGAUUCUGUUUUUCUUAUACAGAAAAAAAGCCAUGUAUAAACUCUGUAGGUAUUUAUUAAAGACUGUCUGUUAUUGGGCUUUAUGGACAGACUGUUACUGUGUAUUAUCAAUUAGUCACUCAUAAUAUAUUGGAAAAGCCAUUGUUUUUGGGCAUUCCAAAAGUGUACAGUAAAUAAGGCUCUGUAGCUAAUUAAAUAUUUAUUUAAUGAAACGCUUUCUGAACCUGAUACUUAUUGACAGCAAGACAAAUGUAGCAGAAAUAUGUUACAGAAUGGGUGUCUGUAUACAGUACGUUUUAACAUGUCCAUGUAUAUUACUGCAAACAGAUGAUCCUUCCAUGUUUAUGAAGUGCACCAUGUAAUGGAUUUAUGUCACUCAGUAUCCUUUAGUUGGUUUACAAGUACAGCUGUAUGCAGUGGGUAGAAAUGUAGAAACUAUUGAUGUCAGUCUUUCACUGCUCACUCUGAGCACUGUAAGUCGCUUGAUGCACACAUGAACACAGUGUACUUAUAAUGUGCACGCUGCAACAUGCUCACUUAUAACAUGUGUUUGUAUUUACACACUUGAUACAUGUGGAUUGUUAGACUGAACACCAGCAUUCUGAUGGCUCCUAGUUUUGUAUGCAUACAGUGUGACUUCUGUCUCUGUCUUUGAUGUAUCAAAAAGGCUGCCAGGUACUCUUCAAUGUUUUAAGUCAUGCCGAAGUACUAAGCUAAAUUCUAAAUGUUGUUUCUCUCUAAAAGUCACAUAUACCCUUCAGUAGUUACUGGCUUUCUCAAAGUACACUUUAGAUGCAGUAAGAUUAUUUCACACUAACAGAUAUUACUGUUUCUGUGGAGAAAUGUGAGAUUACUGUCAGCGGUGCAUUGCAAAUUCAUUUCUUGAGCACUGAGUGAAUAACAGUGGAGUCUGUGCCAGCUUUCUCACAGAAGUAUUUGCAUUUAAGUGCAUUGAGGACCCUGCAAAACUCAUUUCCAUCACACAUCUCAACAGUGAUGGAAAGAAGCUAGGCAAUGACAUUGCACAAUGAAAAAUACUGCUGGAACUGCUACAGGACAGACAUGGUGGCACACUGAAGUAUGUAUUCAUGUGUAGUUUGCAGGUAUUAGUUCUCAGUCAGGUAGUUUCAUAUGGUACUAGACUACCCAUGAGAUUGCUAAACCCUCUUGAUAUAUAUGCUAUGUAACUCAUGGAAUCAUCACUGUAGCCCCCAGUAUGCGCACACACAUUUCUGUGAAGUGUUACUCAGCAUUGUUGAGUAGAGAUCUGACAUUUUAGCACAGAUGGUUAAGGCUUUGUGCAGCUCAUGAUAUCUGUCUUAUAGUGAUGCUUUCGAUUUUCGAUGGCAUGGCACUAAAUAAAUCAUUAACCAGAUAGCUUUCCUAAGUCAUCAGUGAAAAGAGAAAUUUGUGCCUUGUGGAUUUAUGCAGUUAACAAAUAAAAAGUAAGUGUG